Molecule: messenger RNA, 555 nt
Organism: Babesia bovis T2Bo
Lineage: Eukaryota; Apicomplexa; Aconoidasida; Piroplasmida; Babesiidae
Product: 2Fe-2S iron-sulfur cluster binding domain family protein
Exons: 4
Coding region: 45-533 (162 amino acids)
Biological process (GO): P450-containing electron transport chain
Cellular component (GO): mitochondrion
Molecular function (GO): 2 iron, 2 sulfur cluster binding
Source: RefSeq, a predicted model, not a curated record
CAUGAGUGGGUCCUUUUAGUAUUCAACUGGCUUAGGAAUCUACCAUGAGGUACCUUCUAUCAGCACUGCUGCGACUGAGGUGUUAUUCAACUCGAUACAAUAUACAGACUUUUUAUAAUUACAACUCUUACAACACAAGGAGGUUUUUCAGCACCAACAUCGCAAAACAAAAUGGAGACAGUGUCACUUUUGUCUUCAUCAAUGCUGACGACUGUGAAAUAGAAGCCACUGUACCAGUUGGUACUACUAUACUCGAAGCUGCGCAUCAGUAUAACGUUGAAUUAGAAGGUGCGUGUGAUGGCUGCAUGGCGUGCUCUACUUGCCAUGUUAUAUUUGACCAGGAAACCUAUGACGCGCUUCCGGAGCCAGAAGAAGAAGAGCUUGACAUGUUAGAUCUUGCCCCGUGUCUAACUAAUACAUCCAGGUUGGGAUGUCAGAUAAAGCUAUGCCCCUCUCACGAAGGCAUACGUGUUCGUCUACCUAAGAUAACUAGAAACUUUUACGUGGAUGGGCACGUUCCAGCGCCUCAUUGACCAUGAUGACUGUUGCUUAUAG